Messenger RNA from Candida dubliniensis CD36, 621 nucleotides. RefSeq lists its product as uncharacterized. The record is from RefSeq and is a predicted model, not a curated record. Gene Ontology annotation, biological process: protein dephosphorylation. Gene Ontology annotation, molecular function: protein phosphatase regulator activity. Gene Ontology annotation, cellular component: cytoplasm; nucleus; protein phosphatase 4 complex. The transcript has a single exon. The coding region runs from base 1 to 621 and encodes 206 amino acids. Lineage: Eukaryota; Fungi; Ascomycota; Pichiomycetes; Serinales; Debaryomycetaceae.
AUGGCCUUUGAACUUCCCAAGUUGGACUCUGAAUUGGAGAAUGAAUUGCAAAUCAUCAUUCAAAACAAGACAUUUGAUGCAUCAAAGUCACAAUUACAAUGGAGCGAUGGGAUAUUACCCAAACUUAUAACGCGAUUAAAUGAAUUGGCGGCACUAUCGAAAGACGGAGAACGAUUUGGUAAUCCCAAAGGAAUUGACUUCAUAACGGAAAUAGAAGCAACCAAUGAGACGAUAACAAACCAUUUAGCAAAUCAAAUGUGCUUGUCACCACCAUUCACUAUUUAUCGACUUGCAGAGUUGAUUGCAGAUCCCAAUAAUCAAGGCUACAGCAUAACCAAUAACGAACAGCUAUUUAAAUAUUUCAACUCAUUGAAACAAGUGUGCAUUGUUUCUUCAAGUGUAUCAGAGUUUCCACCAGUCAAAAAUGCUGAUGAGAUAAAUGGUAAUGACAAAAAAGAGAGUUUUGGUUUGGUGGCGGAGAACAUGUCACUAGUGGAGAUUCCUUGGUUAAAGACAUCCAAAAAUACACCACAUAUCGCAAUUAAUGAUUCACCACCUCUUAAGCGGAACAAAGAAGAGGAAAAUUGUACGGUAACCGAACCUAAAAAAGCUAAAAGCUAA